CAAGGUCACUCAUCCUUGCACAAUAUUUGGGUCUUGUCAGGCUGAGAAUUCUGAGAAAAAAACAACCCAACAGUGAAAACAGAUGUUCAAGAAUUGGGCAGUGUGGAUUGCAAGGAGCACUGGGUUAAAGCUAAGUGACCCAGCCAUGACCGGCAAAACACAGACUAGCAAUGUUACCAAUAAGAAUGACCCCAAGUCAAUCAACUCCAGAGUCUUCAUUGGCAAUCUGAACACAGCCAUUGUCAAAAAAGGUGACAUAGAGGCAAUCUUUGCAAAGUACGGAAAAAUAGUUGGCUGCUCAGUGCACAAAGGCUAUGCAUUUGUACAGUAUAUGAGUGAGAGGCAUGCGAGGGCUGCGGUGGCAGGAGAGAAUGCCAGGAUCAUUGCAGGACAACCACUUGAUAUCAACAUGGCAGGAGAACCAAAACCAUACAGACCAAAACCUGGAAACAAGCGGCCACUUUCAGCUCUUUACAGACUUGAUUCAAAGGAACCUUUCCUGUCUGUUGGAGGUUAUGUCUUUGACUAUGAUUACUACAGAGAUGAUUUCUACAAUCGAUUGUUUGAUUACCACGGUCGUGUCCCACCACCACCUCGUGCAGUGAUACCACUGAAGCGCCCUCGUGUGGCCAUGACAGCAACUCGUAGAGGGAAAGGGGUUUUUUCCAUGAAAGGGGGAUCGCGAUCAACGUCUAGUGGGGCAUCUUCUUCAGGAUCCAAAUUGAAAUCAGAUGAGUUGCAAACAAUCAAGAAGGAAUUAACCCAAAUCAAAACAAAAAUUGACUCCUUGCUAGGGAGACUGGAGAAGAUUGAAAAACAGCAGAAGGCUGAAGCAGAAGCUCAAAAGAAGCAAAUGGAAGAUAAUGCUGAGUUGAUCCAAGAGGAAUGCAUAUCAGAGAAUGCAGAUAACUCUACAGAAGAGCCUAUUGAAGUAGGGCCAGAUGCAGAUGGGGAUGGAGAAGAGAUGACUGAUGGAAUAGAGGAGGAUUUUGAUGAGGAUUGCAGCAAUGAGCUGUUUCUACAGAUCAAGUGAUGAGGUGUCAUGUGUGAGCCCCUUGGAGGCUGAGAAGAGAAACUGUGACUUCCCCUUUCCACUCCCCCACAGAAAUGUGAACUGCGGUUUCUUACUGGCUAGCAACACCUUUGAUUCAAUUUGUAUGAAAACUCACUUUACUUAUUAAAAUGGACAUUAUUGUUCAAACCUUAGAAAUUUCAUUUCUUAUAUGUUCUAAGCUGUACAACUGUCAGAUUUUUAUGGUUUAGAUUGUAAAUGUGUUUUUCUCUGGCUAAUUAUUGGUAUUAUUUGUUUUUAAUUUUGAUGUCUUAAAGGCCAAGGUACUGUAUGAUAAUAAUAUGAAGGACAUAUUUAAGAGGCGUGAGAGACACUGUAUACAAAUGUAUAUUUGUAAAAGCUAUUUUUAUGAUUAGCAUGUUUUACUGUUUAUCAUAUUUAAAGUCAGUUGAUAUUGCAUUUCUAUGUUUAUAGCUUAAUUCAGACACAGUCAUGUUAUGAUCAAAGACUUAUGCUCAAUCAUGUUGUAUGGUAUUUUUCAUUACUUUUCAUUAUAUUCAUAGUUUAAGAUAAUUAUGUUUACUAGUAGGGAUAAUAUUGAAAGGCAAAGUAAUCGUUCUGCUCUGUUCAUGCACUAUUUCACUGUAAUUGCUAAAAAGUGCAAAUAUGUCAAAUAUCAGAUCAAUUGAUAAACUGUAAAUUAGACCCACUUGUUAAUCCCUUUUUUCAAACAAGCACUCUCUGUGAUGCCAUAGAUUAGCACAGUUAUUUCAUCUGUAUCCGUUACUAUCUCAAAGCAGUUUGUUGUUACCUUAUGGAAAAGUUUACAUGCCAGUGAAUGUCCUAUCCAAACUGUAUUCCAGACAGGUGAAUGUUUUAUAUAUUGCCAAUAUUUGAACAUUACAUUAGAUUAUCAAUUGUUUUGUUUCACUUUCAGUCAAUAGGAUAGUUCCAUUCCUCAAUCUCUCAAGCAUUCUCCACAUGCUUGAAGAUAGAAUAAUCCAUUCUCACAGAGGCUGUAGGGGAAUUCAGUAUAUAAUUUCUUAAUAAAUCAUGUUUC
Mauremys mutica (yellowpond turtle) is the source of this 2072-nucleotide messenger RNA. RefSeq names its product RALY RNA binding protein like (gene RALYL). Gene Ontology annotation, molecular function: RNA binding. The transcript has 9 exons. The coding region runs from base 83 to 1033 and encodes 316 amino acids. Gene Ontology annotation, cellular component: nucleus. The record is from RefSeq and is a predicted model, not a curated record. NCBI's taxonomy places the organism in Eukaryota, Metazoa, Chordata, Testudines, Geoemydidae.